GUUGCUUAGUUUAUCACCAGCAAGCAAACCGCUCAGUAGUUCCAUUUGCCGAGCUGCCAGACCGACCUGCUUCCAUUCACCGUUUCCAGUAUAACAAAUCCAGGCGACUACGCUUAGCGUUGUGAAGCCAAGCAGCUAAACAAGCGCCACUUUUCAAACGAUUUGAAUCGAGUGCAGUUGUAAACACACGCAGAGUUAAAAACAUCAGCCAAAAUGUCUGAUCGCAAAGCCGUGAUUAAAAAUGCCGACAUGAGCGAGGAAAUGCAGCAGGAUGCUGUCGACUGUGCGACACAGGCCCUCGAGAAGUACAACAUUGAAAAGGAUAUUGCGGCCUACAUUAAGAAGGAAUUCGACAAAAAAUACAAUCCCACAUGGCAUUGCAUUGUGGGCCGCAACUUUGGAUCGUAUGUCACCCACGAGACGCGCCAUUUCAUUUAUUUCUAUUUGGGCCAGGUGGCCAUUUUAUUGUUUAAGAGCGGUUAAAGUAUUGUCGAGUCGGAUGAAGUGGUGGUGAGGAGACUGAUGGAGAUGCAGCAGCUGCACCGCCAACAA
Molecule: messenger RNA, 552 nt
Organism: Drosophila eugracilis
Lineage: Eukaryota; Metazoa; Arthropoda; Insecta; Diptera; Drosophilidae
Product: dynein light chain 1, cytoplasmic
Exons: 3
Coding region: 214-483 (89 amino acids)
Biological process (GO): microtubule-based process; cilium assembly
Cellular component (GO): cytoplasmic dynein complex
Molecular function (GO): dynein light intermediate chain binding; dynein intermediate chain binding
Source: RefSeq, a predicted model, not a curated record